Calliphora vicina (urban bluebottle blowfly) is the source of this 1878-nucleotide messenger RNA. It is a transcript of the gene AnxB9, whose product is annotated as Annexin B9. Gene Ontology annotation, molecular function: calcium ion binding; calcium-dependent phospholipid binding. Gene Ontology annotation, cellular component: cytoplasm. Lineage: Eukaryota; Metazoa; Arthropoda; Insecta; Diptera; Calliphoridae. The transcript is spliced from 5 exons. The record is from RefSeq and is a predicted model, not a curated record. The coding region runs from base 173 to 1147 and encodes 324 amino acids.
GUUCAUUCUCUAAAAUUUAUCAAAAAUAAUAAAAAUCAUGGUGCCAGAGAAAAUCGUUUCAGUCUUAUAGCAAAUUUCAACGCGUUCACAUCGCUGGUAUAUAUUUGAUAUUUACUGCUAAAUCUUUUUUAAACAAACCAAAAACUAAUUCCCCCCAAACAAACCAAACAAAAUGAGCUCUGCUGAAUACUAUCCAUUCAAGUGCACCCCCACUGUCUAUCCCGCUGAUCCCUUUGAUCCCGUCGAAGAUGCCAGCAUUUUGCGCAAGGCCAUGAAGGGCUUUGGCACCGACGAAAAGGCCAUCAUUGAAAUUUUGGCCCGUCGCGGCAUUGUUCAACGUUUGGAAAUCGCCGAAGCCUUCAAGACCUCCUACGGCAAGGAUUUAAUCUCUGAAUUGAAAUCCGAAUUGGGUGGCAAAUUCGAAGAUGUUAUCAUUGCUCUCAUGACACCCCUGCCACAAUUCUAUGCCCAAGAAUUACACGAUGCUGUAGCCGGUUUGGGUACCGACGAAGAAGCCAUCAUUGAAAUUCUCUGCACUCUGUCCAACUUUGGCAUCAAGACCAUUGCCCAAUUCUAUGAACAAAGCUUUGGCAAAGCCCUAGAGUCUGACUUGAAGGGUGACACCUCCGGCCACUUCAAACGUUUGUGUGUGUCUUUGGUGCAGGGUAAUCGUGAUGAAAAUCAAGGUGUCGAUGAAGCUGCCGCCGUUGCUGAUGCCCAGGCAUUGCAUGAGGCCGGCGAGGGCCAAUGGGGCACCGAUGAAUCAGUAUUCAAUUCCAUUUUAGUCACCCGCUCUUAUCAACAAUUACGCCAAAUCUUUUUGGAAUACGAAAACUUGGCUGGCCACGAUAUCGAAAAAGCCAUCAAACGUGAAUUCAGCGGCGCCGUUGAGAAAGGCUUCUUAGCCAUUGUCAAGUGCUGCAAGUCCAAAGUUGAUUACUUUGCUGAACGUUUGUAUGAUUCCAUGCACGGUUUGGGCACCAAGGAUAAGACUUUAAUUCGUAUCGUUGUCAGCCGUUCGGAAAUCGAUUUGGGCGAUAUUAAAGAGGCAUUCCAAAACAAAUAUGGCAAGAGCUUGGAAUCUUGGAUUAAGGGCGAUACUUCUGGCGAUUACAAGCGUGCCCUAUUGGCGAUUGUUGGAUACUAAAACUUAAAAAGAUAACAAAAAAUCUCAGAAAAGAAAAAACUGCACAAUUUAUUAUUAUUUUUGAUAAAUAACUUAAAUUUAAAACAAACAAAAAACAACUACAACUAAAAUUAAAAUUAAGACCUUAAUCUGCCUUGAAAAAAAAAGAAAAGAAAAACAACGCAAAGUUCAAAACAACUGAAAUCAUAUUUUUCUCAAAUCGAAUACAAUUUUUUAUACAAAAUUUUUUCUCCUUUAACACUUAAAUAAAUAAAUAGUUGUAAAGUUUUUUUUAAUGGGUAAAAAAUUAAUCAUUAAACUAAAUAAUGACAAACUAAGCAAAAUAAUAUUUGUACAAAAAAAGCCCAAUGACAUUUUUUUUUUUAAAUAAUAACUAUAUAUGUAUACAGAAUAAAGUUAAUCUCUUACAUUUCUUUUUUUUUAUAUAUAUAUAUAUAUAUAAAUAUAUCUAAAUAUUUCCUAUUGUUGUAUUUGUUUUUUAUAUAAAUAUAUAUAAAUGGUAUCUUAAUAUCUUUAUUGUACUACUUUUAUAUAUAGUUUUUUUAUAUUUACUUCAUUUCGUAAUGCAAUUAAGUAUUUGAUCUUAAUUAUCUACUGUUUCCGUAAUCACUUUAUUCAUCUUGUUAUUUUUUAUUUUAUUUAAACAUUUUUUUUUUAUUAUUUUAAAAUAUGUAUAAAAACAUAAAAAAACUAAAAACAAAAUAAUACAAAAAUUAUUAAAACAGUAAGAA